AUGACAGGUUAUGAUGAAUAUAUUGAUUCUUCGCAAGUAACGAUUUAUCAUCUGAUUCCAUACUGCCGAAGACCAGAUCAAAAUGAAAUAAAAGAUCAUUUGUCAAAUAUUUCAAUGAAUAAUAUAGACAAAAUUAUUACAUUUAAUGAAUUAUAUAAACAAGGUGUAACAAGUCAGCAAUUACUUGAAUGGUCGGUACCAAUUGAUAUUGCCGAAAAAUAUGAAAUGAAAGUUUUAGAUUUAACAAAAGUUUUUUACAAUUGUUCAUUACCUUGGUUUGGUCCUAAAUGUCAAUACAGAUUUGAUACUAAGCUACCAGUGUCAUUUGAUGAUAUUGUUCGAAGAAAUUUUAUUCAUCGCAUGGCACAUGACAUGUUGUAUGAUGACAAUAUUGGCACAUGCUAUUCUUUCCUUACUAACUGCUAUAAUUAUCCACUAUCAGUGUGUCUCGAUUGGCGUGAAAUUUGUGAUGGAAAAUUGGAUUGUACGAAUGGAGAAGAUGAAAAAUAUUGUCAAUUAUUGGAAAUGAAUGAAUGUCCUGAUGACACAUAUCGAUGCCAUUAUGGUGGCCAAUGCAUUCCAUUAACAUUUGUAAAAGAUGGACCUACAAGUCCAGAUUGUCUUGACGGUACUGAUGAAAUAGAAUUAUAUGAAGAAGAGCUUUACCGUUCUAAAAGUGCUUGCUUAACUUUUCCAACAUUUCGAUGUGAAGAACAUACCAGCCGGCAUCUUCGGUCUUUUCCAUGUGGUGACGGUCAGUAUGCUUUUUCGGAUAUUGGACUUCUAUCUGCAAUCCGUCUUUGUGCCAAUGGUCGAGAUAUGAUAGCGACAUUCUAUCGAAUGAGAUUUUUAUCUCGGCCAUUAGAAUCUCUUUUUGUUCAAAUGUUCGACUCCACAUUGGUCUCGAAUAUCGAUAUUUUAAAACAAAUAUUACUGAAUUCAACAUCAAUAUAUAUGAUGAUCCCUUGUGAAUCUAUAGGAAGAAAAUGUUUAACAAAUUGGCUUUUUAAGGUUGAAGUAUACUACGCUUAUUCAAAGUUUCAUUUUAUUUAUUUACCGAAUAGAUUAUUGAUAGAUUUUGCUUUGUUGAUUAAUCCUGAUUUUAUUUGUUUCAAUCCUAAAGAUUGUCCUGCACUGACGUAUUGCGUCAUAGAUAUCGGUAUAAAUAAUGGACUUGUUUGUUGUGCUGCUAGUGAAUUAUCUAAUGAAUUAUUAAAUGGUGGCAAUGAAAUGCAAGAUGCUCUUGAAAAAUUAUUUAUUCGUUGUUCAACGACUGGCAUAGAACAAUCUUGUUCACAUUCAUCACUUUUUCAUUGUUCACUUUCAUUGAAAUGUAUUUCAAAACAUCGUCUUGUUGAUGGAAUUAUUGAUUGUUAUUUUGAAGAAGAUGAAGUAUUUCCUACUUGUCAAUUAAACGACUCAAAACGAUUUAUUUGUGAAUCUGAACAAAAUAAAUGUUUAUCACCAAUAGCAGUGCAGAAUGGAAAGAAUGAUUGUCAAAAUGAAGAAGAUGAAAUGACUGAAAAUCAACGUAAUACUUUAAAAGGAGAUGUUCCAUUUGCUUUGUUAUGUGAUGGAAAAAAUCAUUCAUUACUAUUAAAAUCGAAUGAAACCGAUGAAACAAAUUGUCAAUAUUGGCCAUGUAAUAAUCCUUAUGUUCGAUGUAAUCGUCUUCAAAAUUGUGCUGAUGGUACUGAUGAACAUAAUUGUCCCAAAUUAAAAUGUACAUGGAAGGAACCAACUAUCAAUGAAAAUAUAAGUGGAAUAAAAAAUUGGUAUUGCAAUCGAGGAAUUAUCAUUCAUUUUAAUGAUAAUAAAACAAAUAAAUGUUUAUGUCCACCUAGUUAUUUCGGUGAUCGAUGUCAAUGGCAAAAUCAACGAAUAAGUUUGACACUUCAAUUAGUACAUCGUGUUGAAACUUAUACAAUCGCAAUAUUUCAAAUUAUUAUCAUGCUUAUUGAUGAACAAAGACAAAUAACAUCAUAUCAUGAACAAAUAACAUAUGUACCAAAACGUGAUUGUGGCACAAAAUAUAAUAUUUA
This is a messenger RNA of Rotaria sordida, 2042 nucleotides long. NCBI's taxonomy places the organism in Eukaryota, Metazoa, Rotifera, Eurotatoria, Philodinida, Philodinidae. The record is from the annotation of a GenBank genome assembly.